GCAAUGGCAUAGGAUGGUGUUUGGAGCCAGUACCCACGGCCCUAGGGACCCCAGAACCUCAGCAGCCAGGGCCCAGAGCAGCCUGUCCAGCCCCAGGUCAACAGAGAAUCACAGGCUAGAGCUCCUUAAUCCGUGGCCACCACGCCAGCUGCAGAUGCUGUUCCCCUAAGACAUGUGGCUUUGGCGCGUGAAGCCGUGGGGCCUCGCACCUAGAGGGCUGAAAUGGAAGGGAGGACUCCUCUCUCCUCCUGUUUUGCUGCCACUGAGGCCAGUCAGUGGCUGCAGAGCCCCAUCGGUGACAGCGACAGCCUUGGUCAACUACUGGGCACAGCUGUUUGAGGAGAGGGGAGUGCCCGAAGCCCGGGAAUCCAGCGAGUACAUCGUGGCUCAUGUGCUUGGAGCCAAAACAUUUCAGAGCCUGCUGGCCAGCCAGAGAUCCACCUCCAUCACUGACCUUCAACGGGAGCAGAUUGGAGAGCUGUGCACUCAGAGGCUUCAGAGGAUGCCCGUGCAAUACAUCAUUGGUGAAUGGGACUUUCAGGGCCUCACUCUGAAGAUGGCGCCUCCAGUCUUCAUCCCACGGCCUGAAACUGAGGAACUGGUCAACUUAGUACUUCAUGAGGAAUUCCAGAGGUGCCAGGAACGCAGAGGAAGGGGCACCCUAGACCAUCAGCCCCACUGCAGCCCAGUCAUCCUGGAUGUAUGCUGUGGCUCUGGGGCGAUCGCCCUCAGCCUCCUGAGCAGACUGACCCAGAGCCGUGUGGUUGCAGUGGACAAAGGUGAAGAGGCCGUGCAGCUCACCAGAGAGAACGCUCAGAGGCUUCACUUGGAAAAUAGGAUCCAGAUUGUUCACCAUGAUAUCACUUCUGGAGUGAACAGGGAACAGCUGCUUCCCUGGGGACCAGUGGACUUUGUGGUCAGCAACCCCCCAUACAUUUUCCAUUGUGACAUGGAGCAGCUAGCCCCCGAGAUCCUCAGCUAUGAAGACACCGAGAGUUUGGAUGGAGGCAAGGAUGGCAUGAGGGUGAUAAGAGAGAUCUUGUCCCAGGCACCCAUGCUGCUGAAAGACUCAGGAAGCAUCUUCCUAGAAGUUGACCCUCGGCAUCCAGAGCUAGUUGGGAAUUGGUUACAAAGCCGGCCUGACCUGGCUCUCUCAAUCUCGGCCACACAUGUUGACUUCUGUGGCAAGCCCCGGUUCCUACAUAUUCACAAAUCGAGGUCCUGUCAGUAGGUGUACCCAGAACAUGCCAAACCUCUGGUUCAUGGGAGCUUCCAGCAGAUCCAUCUUUUGAAGGCUAAUAAUUCAGCAAGAGGCAAGAUUGUCCUCCCAGGAUUGAGGGCCCAAACUCCAGGAGCGUGGGGCUCUCCAUGGUGGAGGAGUAAGGAUGAGAGAGGUCUAUGGUGAUCUUAUUCCAUCUAACCUCUUGCUACCAAGAUGAUCAGGUUUAGGAUAGACACUGGAGGGUCUUUACCCCUGUCCUGGGCCUGUUCACUGGUAGUGAUGGAGGUGUUUAUUCUCCUUCACAGAAAUAUUCCUUGUAGACCCACAGGAGAACCUACCAUCACCUUUCCUUACCAACCCCACACCCCCAUGUCAUCAACAACUACUCCUAACCAGGCAAUAUGGAGAAAAAAUAUUGCCGUGACCAGACACAGGGAUAGACAAAAAUGACCUCCAUUGGUCUUUUCUAAAGAUUACUAGAUUUUGGAGCUGGGGGACCUAGAUUCAAAUCUGUGACCAAUUUUGCACUUCUAGCUGUGAGAUGUAUGAGCCUCAGUUUCCUCUCCUAUUGAAAUGGGAAUAAUAAUAUUUGCAUCGUCUUCACAGUGUUAUUAGAAUCAAAUGAGAUAAUGUAUAUAGCAUGUUUUGUAAACUCAAGAGUUAAAUGUGAAAUAAAUGUAAGCUGUCAUA
Messenger RNA from Phascolarctos cinereus (koala), 1912 nucleotides. RefSeq names its product HemK methyltransferase 1, mitochondrial release factors N(5)-glutamine (gene HEMK1). The record is from RefSeq and is a predicted model, not a curated record. Gene Ontology annotation, biological process: protein methylation. Lineage: Eukaryota; Metazoa; Chordata; Mammalia; Diprotodontia; Phascolarctidae. Gene Ontology annotation, cellular component: mitochondrion. Gene Ontology annotation, molecular function: protein methyltransferase activity; nucleic acid binding.